AUGGAACCUGAGCCAUCCGAUCAUACUCGUCCGACAACUGAGGAUGUGGCAAAGGAAGUCAUCAACCGCAUACGCCGAAACAGAGGUGACAUUGACAAGGCUGACGAAGUAGAGCUAAGUAAAACAGCACCAGAAUGGCAGCAUGAAUACCGACGGAAGGAAAAAGAGCGACGUCAGAUAUUGGCCAAUUAUACUAAGACUACCUCCAACCAGAUGUACCUCUCCAGAUCCAGAUUUAUCAUGGAGCUGUUACAAAAUGCGGACGAUGCCGAGUACGCUCCGGCAGUUCGCCCCUAUUUGACCUUCCGACUUCGUCGCGAUCUGCUCAUCGUUGACUCGAACGAACUCGGAUUCACUGUAGCCAACGUCAAGUCGAUCUGCUCUACCGGAGAAAGUUCCAAAAAAGGCGACUCUCAGACCACAGGUGAGAAGGGCCUAGGCUUCAAAUCAGUUUUCGGCGUCGCCAACGAGGUACAUAUCCAGUCAGGCAAAUGGUCGUUCCAUUUUAAGCAUCGUCGCGGUGAAGAUGGGCUGGGAAUGGUCACACCACUAUGGACGCCUCCAUCGUCCGAGCCGUUGCCCCCAGGGGUCGUUACGAGAUUUCGCCUGAGCCUCACAAACUCCGAUCCAAAAGCCAUAGGCAAGUUGAUGAAAGAAUUUGACGACCUCCCCGAUACCCUGGUGUUUGCCACGCGUAAGGUAACAAAAGUUGAGAUUAUCUACGAGGAUGUGCUCGCGCGCACACAAUAUCGAACCAUCGAAAGAGAAGGUGAGCUUCUCGAUGGACAAAUCGAGAUCUGUAACCGUAUUCAAAUCGAUUAUACCUACGGCACAGAUCGACUUAGUACAACAACCACGUUCAGAACAAUCACUCACGAGGCGCCUGAUAUGCCAAUGGAGGAUUUGCGAGACUCUAAUCAUAAUUCGGUCACUCUAGGCUUCCAAAUAAAUUCAGAAACAGGUUACCCAGUUAUUCCAGACCGUGGUCAGCACGUGUUUGCUUUCAUUCCGGUGCAGCGCCUAGUGCAACUUCCCGUCCUCGUACAUGCAGAUUUCAUUCUUGGCGCCAAUCGUGAAGGCAUUCCGGAGGGCGAGUGGAACGAAGCGUUGCGGAAAGGUAUUGUCCAGUGCUUCAUAUUAGCAAUCGAAGCUUUCACACGGCCUGAUGAUCCGUUGUUCUAUAAAUGGAUACCGUUCCUGCCUACCUCAUCUGCCGAAGAGUUUUGGGACGACUUUCACGGAGAAGUUCAAAAGGAGCUAUUAGACCGCAAAAUCUUGCAGACCAUAAACGGCAUUAUGCGAGAGCCGAGCGAGCUCAGGAUCCUGCCAAGCAAGAUGCUCUUCGACGACCAGCCAAUAUUACCGGAUCUACCCUUUGACUCUGUAUACCUGUCCUCAAAAUACAACAAGCAGGAUUUUCUGAGCCUCAGGGCCCUUGGACUAAAGACACUGUCUUCUCAGAAUAUUUUGGAUCGCUUGAAAGCCGAUUUACAAUCUCAGAAAUCUCGUAUCUACGGCACUCCUCUAGAAAACGACUACCAUACAGCGCUGACCAACCUUCUAGCGUCUUUUCUCCACACUCAAUUUUGGGAAGAUAUCUUGAAACUGAAGGUUAUUCCUCUUACAACCUCACAGUGGGUGCAGCCUGAAGCAACGAGUGAAACACCAAUUUAUCUGCCCGGAGCAAUCGAUGAGCCAAAUUUCAAGGUGGGUAUACCCGAUUGUCUUGGUCUGCAGCUACUUCAUCCGACGCAGUGUGCAGUCGCCGAGAGAUUGUUCCUAUAUACGAGCUUAGGCGUCACCGAUUGUGACGAUCAGCUUCUCUUACAAAAAGUUCUGAAGGCGCAGAAGGAGGGGAGUGCGAAGAAGAUUAACGAUUAUGUUGCUCAGUUUCAACUCCUUUUCUGGUUGGGUCAGAAGAUGCCGAGCACAAAUUCAUCCUUUCGUGCUUGUAGCGAAGAGAGAGAAGUUAUGCCUUCCACUCGGCUAUUCCUACGGACUAAUGAGCAGUACGAAGCGCAGGACCUUCUAGGAGAACAAGGUAUUGGCAAGGUGAAGAAGUACGGCUUCCUUCACAAGAAUUAUACUCUUAUACCUGCGGAGAGUAUACCGAUCAGAAAGGGCCAAACAUGGACCUCAUGGUUAGCCACAUGUGCUGGCGUCCGCUCAUUUCCGAGCUUAUUGGAUGACUCAAAUCAACUGCACCCGCUCCUCAAUAUUACAGCUCUGAACAAUAGUGCGAAAUUUCUUGGAUGCUUGCAUAGGUAUUGGGACACCGCUUAUCGAUGGGAACAAUUCUCACGCAUUGAGAAGGAUCUCAAGAGUCUAUUGGUGACGUGUCAAAACGGAUCGAGGCACUCGCUUUGCAGUACCAUAUUCCCCACAGAGGCGUUGAUACAAAGGAGUCGCAAGCUUGGUCUUGAAUUGGCUUUGCCAUUUCUGCAGCUGCCGGAGAACGCCCUUUUGCGAGGAGAAGAUUCGUGGAAAUUCCUUCAGCACUUCGGGGUCACAGAUGAAGCCAACCUCCACUAUUAUUCUCUGGAGCUUGCCGCCGCGAAAGAAGAGCUCGAAAGCAAUCGCAACAGUGACGAGAGCUGGUGUUUUGCAACAUGCGCCGAAAUAUAUGAAAGUAUUGCAGCUGCUGCGCCCUUAGGCGAGUCCCAGACGGUGAAAUCCAUAUUCAAGCAAAUGACUGGCAUUUACGUCCCAGGCAGACGCCGGUCGUGGUACGCGGCUGAUGAAUGCCGGUGGAGAGGCCCACCCGUCAUCACCAUGAAACCUGUUCUACAAGAUAUCUACCAAGACCGGCUAGGCACAACGCAACUGUGGGUCAAUCUUCUUGAAGUGGCCGAUGCAUCUUAUCUGGACGUCCUGCUUGAAGUUCAGGAUUUCCAAAAGAAUCGCCAACCAUCCGAAACCCAUCUCUCGGCUCAUUAUAGCACACUUUCUGAAAUGUGUAAAGAUUCAGAGACGAAGACUUUGGUCAGGAAUGAAUUUCUUGGCCAGAGCUAUAUAUACGCCGACAAUCGGUGGCUCAAAUCCUUCCAGACAAUCUGGCAGAGCACUGUCCCCUUUCCCGGACGCACGACUAUUGGAAACUUGUAUCCUGAGCUGGAAGACUUCUUUCGAAAAGAUAUUGGAGUUGUCACUCAAGAUGCUGUGAUGCUAAUGAAAGAGAUCAUGAGCUCGUCGAAGACCUUCCGAGCUGAGGACGCCACCAGCGACAAGGAUGAGGAUCGAUUGCGCUUUUCAAGAGUAAUUGAGCGAAUCAGAGAAGUAAUGGUCGUUGCUGGUCAGGUCAUCCAGAUCACGCCACGAGACGAAAAAGUUGUCAUGUGUCUCCGGAAGCUCACAGACUGCUCUUUCCUGCCAUGCAGACUCGGAGAAAGCAAGUCACUCGAGAAGCCUACCGCCUCUUUCUUUGUUGUCGACAAUGAGCGAUAUGGGACUGCGUUUGCUGGGAAGUUGAAACUGCUAGACUUCGACAAUGCCGAGAUGACGUUCGUGUAUCCUCUGCUUGAUGCAUUGAAUUUACUGGGCACUUCUUUGUCGAAGCACGUCACAGUAAUGGUUGACGCAGAAGAGUCACCUCCUCACCAGGUACUAUCAUCCUUUCUGAGACAAAGAGCAUACGCAAUCUCUUGCUGUGCUACUUUUCAUCACAGUGCAAAGUAUUUCAACAAGAGAACAACAAUGCAUCAAUUACUAUUGGAAGCUGAAGUCAUAUUGUGUGACAGGAUGGUGACGAACCUUAAGGUUUGCCGCGAUGGCGAGGUCGUCGUAGUGCAGAGCGGCAGACCGCUUCUAGAGAUCAGAAUUCUAGACGAGGACCUGAAAAUUUUUGUCCCGAGUAGAGAAGAAGACUUGUAUGCCUGCUUCCGCACCGAGUUGCCUCUGCAGCUUACAAAAAUCCUACAAAUUGAGGAUCAACAGGCUAUCAAGCAGUUCUAUCGGAUCAUCAACGACGAGUCAAUGUCGCUUGACAGGAUUAUGGUCGAGGAGGACAUUCCGACCGUGAGGUGGCUCGAGAAGCCUCCGGUCGUCGAACCAACGACGACAUCUAUGUCUGGCGAGCCACGUCGUGUGGCGUCGGAGGACCAGGCCCAGUCUGAUGAGUUCACAACGCCCAAAUCUCGGGAUGAUUCGGUUGAAGAGAGAGCUCACCAGGUUCGAUCAACGUCUCCGGCGAGCCAAGUCGACGCAGAAUCAUUGCCCACAACAAUUACGCCGAUCUUGUCUCCGCGAAGUCAUCUGAUAUCUUACCCCGGGUCUACAGGCACAUUGCAGAGUGCAGCGCAUGACAGGCUAUAUCGACGUCUUCUUGAGCGGAUCAUCCGACAAGCAAGAGGAUCAACACAGGAUUCAUUUUCUAUGUCAGAUCUCGAGAAUGCUCUCGAAGAUGAUACGGGACUUCGACGGGCCCUUGGCUUGGGGUGCGGCCGCCGCCUUACGUUCGAGGAAAACGCGAAGAUUGGCGCGGCGGGAGAGCUAUAUGUCUUUGAGUGCUUGGAUGCGUUGGGCCUGCAAGGUUUCUCGCGCGAGAACUGGCAAAGCACGAUCCGCGACCGGGUUAGCGUCGUGCCGGAAUACAGCGAGAUAAAGCCAGGAAAGCCGCCAGAAGAGGCAGACUUGGUGUACGAAGCUUCGACCGACGAUUUCGAGCGCUUUCUGCGACAGAAGUCGACGUUGGCACCAUUCCCCAACUGGUCGUCUUUUCAACCUGUCACCGAUCUACCCGUCAAGUAUCUGGUAGAGGUCAAAGCCACCACGGAACAAAAUUGUGCCGCUGCAUUCUACAUGAGUGAUAUCCAGUACAAUCAGAUGAAACACAGUCACGGCAAACCACGCAAUUUGUACGUUAUCUGCAGGGUUUACAACCUGCUUGGCAAAGUCGGCCUGGAGAUAUUCGUGGACCCCUGGCGGCUUAACGGCACGGGAUUGAAAUUUGACGCGAUCAAAUACCGGGUCGCACCGCGCAUCACUAGAUGA
Molecule: messenger RNA, 4989 nt
Organism: Exophiala aquamarina CBS 119918
Lineage: Eukaryota; Fungi; Ascomycota; Eurotiomycetes; Chaetothyriales; Herpotrichiellaceae
Exons: 7
Coding region: 1-4989 (1662 amino acids)
Source: RefSeq, a predicted model, not a curated record